UGAGCGAUAGAGGCUUCGCUAGCUAACGUUACUUUACAGAGAUUUUUUCCCCAUCUUCGAGGGAAGUCAAACAGGAUGGGAUAGGAAACGAGAGGAGAGCGAAAGAGGAAAAGUUACCCCCCCAAAUAAUAAAUGAAAAAGACUGCAAUUAUUUUUCCCCGGAAAAAAACGCCUUCGAGAUAAAUACUCAUAAAAUAUUUGUAGCACAUUACCCUAUACGUUAUUUGUCUAAUAAAUGCAUGGGUGUCUCUGCGUUUUUGCGGAUGCAAAAGAUAACGCGAAGCGAAUUUUGUGCAGUUGAAUUUGCACUUCCGCGUACAAUGUUUUUUUCCACCGACGAACGGCAACUUUCAAACAGGAAACCUUAUUAAACGGCCGCCUGUUCGUUUCACCUAUUUUUUUUAGGAGCUUGAUUGGCAGGUGCUGGCCCCUCCUGGCAGUAUGGACAGUGAAGAAGCCCACGAUGGGCAGGUGCUGUCUGAGGCCCAGAGCUCGAACCCAGCGAUGAGCAUCAUCGGGGCGGAGGAUGAGGAGUUCGAGAACGACCUGGAGCCUAUGGUGGAUGACCAGUCCAGCCACUUCAACAGCAUUGAGCUGCUGAAGGUGCGGCCGGCUCACCUGCUCGUCUUCCUGCAACACGUCAUUCUGCAGUUUGACUGCGCCGUCGUGCUGUGCUACCUCCAUGCUGACCUCUUUAAAAACCUCAAUGCCAAAGAGACCAAGAAGCAGUUUGUGGAUUUCUACAACACUUUCCUGGACAGAGGGGCAAUUCUCAGAGUACAAAUCCCCCACCAUGUAUCCUAUGAUUUGGACCGCACUCGGCCUGACCAGAUCGGUGAGGACGUCCAGAAGCGCUACGUUCAAGACAUCCAGAACCAUCUGGCCCCGGAAGUCCUGCACCAGCUGGAUGACUUCAGGCAGAAGAGGACGAUGGGAAUGACCCUUAACGAGCAGGGGCUGGUUGAAGUGGAGUCCUACCAGCCCACUGACAGGGUUUCCUUGGAGAUGAAGGAGAGGACCGUGGCCGAGUCCCUGCUGGAUAAAAUGUCCGAGAUGCACCCCAUAAGCGGCGCUGAUGAGGAGAAAUACUCCUCCAUCUUAGGAGCAGUGGUCUCCUACAUGAAGCACCUGGGAGUGAAGACCAAGGCCGCUGAGGGCAAGAAAAGGGGCUUCUUCAGAAAGAAGAUCCCAGGGAUGAGGGUGAAGAGCGAAGAAUCCACCAAGUCUAAGCAGAGAGGAGGGUUUCCCAACAUUCUCAGUGAGACGGCGCGUUGGAUAGGAGGCGGCAAUGUUGAAAUCAAAGCAGCUAAAUUGGAGAAUGAAGGUGACAAAGAGAAGGUGACCCAGGAGCGAAAGGGUUCGAGUGGCCCCGCCCAAUCCGCUCGCAGUGUGGCCCCGGAGCCCACCCCGGCAUCCUUCCCGUACAGGAAACCAGGGGCCACGGUGGCCUCAGGGAGCCUCCAGGGGUCAGAGGGCAGUGAGGGGUCAGGGGUGAGCAUCAGCGUGACCUCCAGCCCGGACUCCUCCUACAGUGAGAUGGGCCUUACCAGCAGCCGCUCAGACCCCCAGUCCAUCUCAGAAGGGGGGGAGGUGUCUCCGGUAGGGAUCGCCGGAUCGCUCUCCGUCUGGGAGCCCUCUCCCGCCAAUGAGCCGACCCCUGAGGAGAACCAGGACAAAGACAGUGUCGACAGCGGGGCCACGCCCACAGAGGGCUCCCUCCCAUGCCCUGCCUCUGGUCCCGCCUUCCCUCAGGAAGAGGUGGAGCCCCGAGUCCAGGAGCUGGAGCAGGACCUGCCCAACUGGAAGGAGCAGGCCCCCCCGGAAGCCCUCAGCAACCUGAGCAAGAAGGAGACCAAGAGGCAGGAGGUCAUCAACGAGCUGAUUGUGACCGAGCACGCCCACGCGCGCAUGCUCACCGUGCUGCAGACGGUGUUCUCCCGCCCGCUGGGGCGGGACAUGAUCAUGACCCACGAAGAGCUCGAAACCGUCUUCCCCGGCCUGGACGAGAUCAUCGAGGUGCACUAUGCCUUCUAUGAUAACCUGAAGAAGCUGCACCAGGAGAACAACUUCAUAGUGAAAUCUAUAGGAGCCACACUUCUGCACAUGUUCAACGGUGCGGACGGUGAAUGGUUCCAGAAACUCACCGCACGGUUCUGCAGUCGCCAGUCUUACGCCCUGGAUCAGAUCAAGAGCAAACAGAAGAAGGACCAGCGCUUCAAUGCCUUCAUACAGGAGGCGGAGAGUAAGCCCCGGUGUAGGAGACUGCAGCUGAAGGACAUCAUUCCCAUAGAGAUGCAGAGACUCACCAAAUACCCCCUGCUGCUGGAGAACAUUGCCAAGAGCACAGAGGACAGCGCUGAGCGGGAGAGCAUCCAGCAAGCUGCGGAGUGCUGUCGCAAAAUCCUCAACCAUGUCAACGAGGAGGUGAAAAAGAUGGAGAACAUGCUGACACUCAAAGACUACCAGCGCAGAUUGGACACCUCGGGCCUGAAGCCAUGUAACGACCUGUAUGCGGAGUACAAGAGUAUUGACCUGACUUCAAAAACAAUGAUCUACGAAGGAGCUCUCACCUGGAAAGUCACUAAAGAGAAAGCUCUCGACGUCCAGUGCGUGCUGCUGGGAGACCUGCUGGUGCUGCUGCAGAAGCAGGAUGAUAAGAUGGUGCUGAAGUGUCAGAGUAAGAGCAGUACCAGCGUGCAGGAGGGCAAGCAGAUGCUCAGCCCCAUCAUCAAGCUGGACUCCGCCUUCCUCAGGGAGGUGGCCACAGACCGCAAGGCCUUCUACGUGAUCUUCACCUGGGAGAGCGGAGCCCAGAUCUACGAGCUGGUGGCCCACUCGGUGGUGGAGAGGAAGAACUGGACCGAGCUCAUCAAGUCUGUGGUGGACGAGCUGAAGCAGAGUGGAAGCACCAGCACAGACAGGAAGAGGAACAGCCUGUCGCCCGUCGGGGGAGGGCUCCUCUACAGCCCUACCACUUUGCAAGCCCCUCUCAGCCCCACUGAGAAUGGAGGACUACCACUGAAAAACAACUCCGUGGAGCAGGGGAAGGAGACCCUUUCUGAAGAAAAGGGUGGAGACUCGAGUCAGAUGCUGAUGGACUAUCUUCUGGCCAAUGGCUUUGACGUGAUCGCUCACAGCAACUCUCCACAGGAGAAGGUGGCCAAUCAGGCGCUGGAGGAUGUUAUGUCCCUGAAAAGGCUAUUGGGUGGCAGUGUCAGCCAAUCGGAGGAUUCCGUGUCUGAUGGGGAGAAUGGAGGGACAGAGCCAAAACAGCACCAAGAGUCGGAUGGCUGUCAAACACAAGAAGAAGGAGCCAACAUGGAGGGAAGGAUGGAGGGGGAGCAGGGAGGUGGAGAAGACGGGGAGACAAAGGAAGGAGUGGAUGGAAGGAUCAGCGCCCCACUGGAGCUGUCGGCGGAGAGGAUGGAGGAGGUGCGGAGUAAACUCCAGAGCCUGGAGCAACAGCUGAAACAGCUGCAGAGCGUGGAGGAAGAAUACCACAGGUUGCAAGAAGUCCUCUCCAAACGCACUCUCUCAGGGUUCAGCUUCCAGUGACACAUACUGCCACCUGCUGGACUUCAGAUCACUGUAUUUGCUGGACUGGCGUGGAAGAGUUGUUUUUUUUUGUGGGGGGGAUGGGGGUUAUUGUUGCUGUCUGGAAUUUCCUGUCUACCCUCUCUGCGCCUGAGUGGUAGCACUGCUCCUUGCUGAAGGUGGACAGCGAGUCUCAACCAACCAUGAAGCCCCAAGGUUGAGAGGGCUUGUCCGACUGUCUUGUGUGUGAAGGACGAGAGAGGUUUGCAUACAGGUGCCAAAGACAGGAGCUAUGUUCUGCUGUGAGUCAUAGACUGCGCUGCCUUAGCAUUUUGAUUGUGAGCUGUAGUAACAGACAUACGCACACACACACACACACACACACAAACAUACA
Megalops cyprinoides (Indo-Pacific tarpon) is the source of this 3928-nucleotide messenger RNA. RefSeq names its product Rho guanine nucleotide exchange factor (GEF) 1b (gene arhgef1). Gene Ontology annotation, molecular function: guanyl-nucleotide exchange factor activity; G protein-coupled receptor binding. NCBI's taxonomy places the organism in Eukaryota, Metazoa, Chordata, Actinopteri, Elopiformes, Megalopidae. The record is from RefSeq and is a predicted model, not a curated record. Gene Ontology annotation, cellular component: cytoplasm. Gene Ontology annotation, biological process: intracellular signal transduction; G protein-coupled receptor signaling pathway. The transcript is spliced from 31 exons. The coding region runs from base 442 to 3555 and encodes 1037 amino acids.